GCCUCGCUUGCUACCACGUGCCCCGUUCGGCGCCGCUCGGGCCACGGUCAUCGCCGCGCAGCUUCAGUUGCUGCGGGACAAGGUCUGUGGCGGACUUCCUUCCACAACCGGAUGGGGCCCCCUGAAAAUCAAGGCCGUGCUACACCCGCGUGCUGGUGCCAUUGCUGCGGACCUCCAGCAUUCGAUGCUGAAGGUGCUGGACGUGGCCUCGCAGCUCGCAGAGGCGGUGGUCACAGUGGAUGGACCUUGGUCACCACUUCAGCUCGGGGGUCAGCAUGGCUUUCUUCUGGCUGCAGCCGUGUGCCGCGAGGCGAGCGAGCUCAGCUCCGAGCGGAGGUACCUUGCGGAGGAGGUCCUCAUCGCCGAGGUUGGGUCCAUUGGUGCUGACAGCGUCUGCCACGGCAGCGCUGAGGAGACUAUCGGGACGGACGGCAAGAUGUUCCGGAGCGGAAGCCGAGACGGGUGUGGCAUCCAGGCUGCAUCUCGCGGAUGCGUCUAUGCAGCCUUUGGACUCCAUGGUGCCCUCUGCCAGAUCCGUGUUGAUAUGUGGCAAUGCUUGCAAUGUCGUCUGCAUGGGGCUUCAGCGUGUUACCGAUGA
Prorocentrum cordatum is the source of this 598-nucleotide messenger RNA. The record is from the annotation of a GenBank genome assembly. Lineage: Eukaryota; Dinophyceae; Prorocentrales; Prorocentraceae.